Messenger RNA from Saccharomyces mikatae IFO 1815, 1350 nucleotides. It is a transcript of the gene TYR1, whose product is annotated as prephenate dehydrogenase (NADP(+)). The record is from RefSeq and is a predicted model, not a curated record. Bases 1 to 1350 code for a protein of 449 amino acids. Gene Ontology annotation, biological process: L-tyrosine biosynthetic process. NCBI's taxonomy places the organism in Eukaryota, Fungi, Ascomycota, Saccharomycetes, Saccharomycetales, Saccharomycetaceae. The transcript has a single exon. Gene Ontology annotation, molecular function: prephenate dehydrogenase (NADP+) activity; NAD+ binding; NADP binding.
AUGGCGUCUCAGGAAAAGAUCAAGCAAUGGAAGGCCACUAAAGUUAUAGGUAUAAUUGGUCUAGGAGAUAUGGGCUUAUUAUAUGCCAAUAAGUUUUCAGACGCUGGAUGGAAAGUUAUAUGUUGUGAUAGGGAAGAAUUUUAUGAUGAAUUGAAAGAAAAGCAUGCUUCUGCCAAAUUUGAACUUGUGAAAAAUGGACAUUUAGUAUCUAGAAAGAGUGACUACAUCAUUUAUAGUGUUGAAGCAUCUAAUAUUAGUAAGAUUGUCGCGAUGUAUGGCCCAUCUUCGAAAGUUGGAACAAUUGUAGGGGGACAAACAAGCUGUAAACUGCCUGAGAUCGAGGCAUUUGAACAGUAUUUACCAAAAGAUUGUGAUAUUAUUACUGUACAUUCUCUUCACGGACCUAAAGUCAAUACUGAAGGUCAACCAUUAGUUGUUAUCAAUCACAGAUCACAGUAUCCUGAGUCUUUUGAGUUCGUUAACUCUGUGAUGUCAUGUUUGAAGAGUAAGCAAGUUUAUUUAACAUAUGAAGAGCAUGACAAGAUUACAGCAGACACACAAGCUGUGACACAUGCCGCUUUUUUGAGUAUGGGAUCUGCCUGGGCAAAGAUAAAGCUUUAUCCUUGGACUCUUGGUAUAAACAAAUGGUACGGGGGUCUAGAAAACGUAAAAGUUAAUAUCUCUCUAAGAAUAUAUUCCAAUAAAUGGCACGUUUACGCAGGAUUGGCCAUAACAAAUCCAAGUGCGCAUCAACAAAUUCUUCAAUAUGCCACAAGUGCAACAGAACUAUUUAGUUUAAUGAUAGAUAACAGAGAACAAGAACUUACCGAUAGAUUAUUGAAAGCUAAGCAAUUUGUAUUCGGAAAACAUACCGGUCUCUUAUUGCUGGAUGAUACAAUUUUGGAGAAAUAUUCGCUAUCCAAAAACAAUAUCGGUGACAACACCAAUUCCAAGCCAUUGCCAAAUUCGCAUUUAUCAUUGUUAGCGAUUGUUGAUUCGUGGUUUCAACUUGGCAUUGAUCCAUAUGAUCAUAUGAUUUGCUCCACGCCGCUGUUCAGAAUUUUCCUGGGUGUAUCAGAGUAUCUUUUUUUAAAGCCUGGCCUAUUAAAGCAGACAAUAGAUGCAGCCAUUCAUGACAAAUCAUUCAUAAAAGACGAUUUAGAAUUUGUUAUCUCAGCUAGGGAAUGGAGUUCAGUUGUGUCAUUUGCUAAUUUUGAAAUAUACAAAAAGCAAUUUCAGAGUGUUCAAAAAUUUUUCGAACCAAUGCUUCCAGAGGCCAACCGCAUUGGUAAUGAGAUGAUUAAGACCAUUUUGAGCCAUUCUAAAGAACGUUUACCUGUGGAAAAGUAG